CUUCCUGGAUCACUGAUGUACUUGUUUUCUAUGGGAGCCACAGACAGUUGUACCUUACCAGAAACGCGCCAUUGUGUGAAAAACACAUUGUAAUUGUUUAUUUGACGUUUCUCCACUCCUCGAUACAGGAUACCUUGUUUGGGUCGGAACAUGUACCGUCCAGGUAAACCUCCACAUGGUCCACCGCCGUACGGACCUCCACCUCCCCUCGGCCCUCCUUUCGGUAUCGGUGGGCCCUGUAGACUUCCUCCUCCUGGACACUUGCCCCCUGGACCAUUUUCGACACCACCACCGGACUUCCUCCACAACAGGUCACCUUUCAUCACUUCCCAUUCUAGCAGCUACCCUGUAGACCGUAGUACAGUGAUUCCUUCGGGGGGCAGGCAGCAGAUCGCAGAACCAAUGCAGGUCCCACAGUGGAAUCUCCCUCCUGUGAAACAUCAACCCUCUGACAACAGUGAUCGAGCUGGUGAGGAAUUUUUGAGAUGCAUUGCAGCAAACAAGCCUCUCCCCAACUAUCUCAAAGGGAACAUGGCAUACAACCUGGCAGAUGCGUUCAAGUCAGCUGGCAUCCUAAAACAAGCAGUCAAAUCAGACCCUGAGUUCAAGAAGCAUGUGACGAAGAGCAAAAGCCGUAGUCGAAGCCGCAGUCGUGGCAGAAGUCGUGGCCGAUCUAGAGCCAAAAGCCGUGCUCGAAGUAAAAGCAGAGCAGGCAGCCGAAGUAGAGGAAGGAGCAAAAGUCGAGUUCGUGGGAAGAGUAUGGGGAGAAGCAAAAGUAGGGUUCGCAGUAGGAGUAGGAGCCAGAGCAGGAGCAAAAAGAGUCAUACACGGAGCAAGAGCCAUGUCAGGAGGUCCAAGUCACGAAGUAGCAGUGGUGAAAAAAGUCGGGGAAAGGACAAAAAGAGAAAGAGGAGCCCCAGUCACAGCCGCUGCAGCAGCAGUAUGAACAGUAAUCUGGCAGGAAGUAGUCUCCUAGAAGGACUGAAGCUGGUUAUGAACAGCAAAGAAAUGGAAAAUCGGUUGCCUGACUUUAAAGAUGCCAUCCACACAAUUAAGGCUCCAGAUGACAGCAAAGGCAGUAUGCCAGAUGACUACAGACAGCAAGAGCACAGCCAAGACAAUUCAGCAUCGAUCGAUAACGACAGCAUGCUCCUUCCCCAUGACAGAGUAGGCUGUGACUUCUCUUGGCUCCAGACGCAAAGUGAAGAGGUCCCUGCAGUCCAGAAAUCUGUUGAGCUUGAAGAUGAAGAGUCUUUCUUGUAUGGAAAUGGCGAACAUGACAAACCACAGAGAAAAGAUAGUCACAGUCAGAACAGGUCUAUGUUCAGUAGCCUUCAAAUGACUUCCCUAAAUUUAGCCUCAGCCAAUCUGGACAGCAUAGAAUGUGAGAAGGUCAAAAACAUAUUGAAAAGUCUGGGUUCAACAGACAUCAGUAAUUUCAUGGGAAAGAUGCAGGGGCAGAAGGAUGAGAAGCAGCAGCUUCCUACACUUUCAGCUGCAGACCAAACAGCAGCAGCUUUAGCGUUGCCAGCACUGAGUAACCCGGAUGUUCGGCAAGCUCUGGAGUCUCUACAGUCACUGAUCAAAGCAACAAAGGAGAAACGUGCAAAGAGUGAUGGCAGUGGCACAUCUCAAGCAUCCUUUGAUAAGCACAAGGUGGGAGAUGUUGAGGACGUGAAGAGAGAGAAACAAGCCAUAAUGAAUAAAACGGAGUCCUUGAUGAAACAACUUGAGGACUUGUUGAAACAGGAUGGGUUGGGUUUUCUGACACCAGUAAUUGGCUUUUACUGCCAAAAGUGUGAGGAGUUCAUUGGAGAUUUGAAUAGUGCUGAAAACCAUGCAGCCAUCCACCGCAACACUACCUCUAGCAGUAAAGGCCAGACAGAACGGCAUGCAAGAGACAGCAAGGAACGACACUCGCGCUAUCCGAACAGCAGCAGUAACCAACACUCACACUCCUCAGACAAGAGAGAUCACAGGGAUCAUGGUUACCGUAGAGAUACAGGAGAGCACAGGAAUCCCAGAGACCACCAGCGAGAGUGGAAGGAUGAGAGAGGUCACCGGGGCCAACACAACGAUGAGCACAAAAGCCACAAGGCUGCGCAGGAAAACAUCUCCUUACAAGCGGAGAUGAGAAAAGAGAGGAUGCUCAUAACGGUGUCCCGGGGGCAGACUCCUCCUCCCACCAUCCGGGUCAAGGAGGAGGUCGACAAGGAGAAAGCUAACGGAGGCAAAGUCAAAGCGGAAGACAAAGACGGUAAAGGCAGAGAAAAAGAAAAAGGUGUAAAAGAUGAAAGCAGCGACAGUGACACUGACAAAGUGAAAAAAAGAAAAAGAAAAUCGCCUAAGAGGGUAUCUGAGAGCAGUGAUAGCAGUGACAGUGACAAGGGGAAAAAGACAAAGACACCUAAAAAGAAAAAGAAGAAGGACAAAAAGAAGAAGAAGGAUAAGCGAAAUAAGUCCUAAUCCAUGUGUAAUCCUGGUCCAACUCCAUAUUCAUGAAGCCUGUCGCUUCCGAGUGGGAUCCUUGGAACCACUUUUGUUAGUUUCUUAUUUCUGCCCUUUUAGUUUCGUUCUUGUUGGAUUGAUCAGAAUACUGAGGAAGGUUUAAAGGAGCUAUUCAUCGCUGGGUUUAAUGGAAUGAUAUAACAUGUCAGGAUGUGCGUUUGUUGCAGUUAUCAGUGGUCAAAUAAAAAUAUUUAUAUCAGGUUUAUUUUUGUGCCUCAAGUGCAGAUAUGGUUAUUCACUUAAGAUUGGAAGCAGGUGAAGGUUAGAAAUAGAAACAUCUUCCUCUCCUGGUUGAGCUGCUUCCAAUGUUUAUGCCAAAUACUGAUCUCUACCUGACGCACAGAAAUGGAACUGAUUGACAUGUUUUGAUGUUGCUACGUCUACUAGCACAUGAAUUAUCCAAAUGAUGGCAUGUCUUUGUUUAUAAAUGGCUUACUUUAAAUUUACCCAUGAAUGAACUCUUCAUGUGACAUGUCAGAAAUGCGCCCUUGCAUCAUGGUUUUAUCUUUUAGUUACUUAUCAAAAAAAUAAAAUGUGCCUAUUCAUCCACCUUUCCCAACACCAUUGAUUCUGAGUGCAUAUUUUCCAAGGUUAGGACCAACAGCAUUGUAGUGUUAAACAUGUGAUGGUGUUUUUUCAAGUUCUGUUUUCUUCCACUUUGUUCAAAUUUUUUUUAAUCUGAAACCCAAGAUGACUCCCACGUCUCUCACCUAUAUAGUAUUUUAGAAGAAAGGCAAGUACAGAAAUAUGUUUUCCAUUGAAUAAAAAAGUCAAAAAUG
Labrus mixtus (cuckoo wrasse) is the source of this 3287-nucleotide messenger RNA. RefSeq lists its product as uncharacterized. The transcript is spliced from 8 exons. The record is from RefSeq and is a predicted model, not a curated record. Bases 151 to 2466 code for a protein of 771 amino acids. Lineage: Eukaryota; Metazoa; Chordata; Actinopteri; Labriformes; Labridae.